CGGCCAUUAUUGGCAUUUGCCAUUAUAUGUAUAUUCUUCUCAUCAGUUUUUACAUUCAUUUAUAUUUUCACUCGCAAGUGCAGCAACGUAUUCAUCGUCACCGAUUUGUAAUAAUAUGAGUAAUGUACCCAAACAAAAUGGAUCAGGUCUAGAGCAGCAGUUUGCUGGUCUGGACUUGCAGGGCAAUUCGAAGCCCGGCUCGGCCCCAAGCAAGUACGUUCCACCACAUCUUAGGAAUCAACCGAACAAUUCACAAGAACAAGAACAAGGAAGAGAUAACGAAAGGGACAAUCGUGAUUUUGACGAACCUCGUCAAACUUCAGGUUUCAAUAAUAGAUCGUCAGAUUUGUUUAGCCGAGGAAACGACCGCCGUGGUGGCCGUAGAGAUGAUUACGAUGAUCGUUCCUACAAUGGAUCCUCGAGUUCCAAUUAUGGUGGAGGACGAGGCGGAGGUAAUUAUAGAGGCAAUUACCGCAAUGAUAGAGAGGGCGGCGAUUGGUCGCGUUUCAACCAAGGCGGAGGAGGAGGAGGUGGUGGUGGUAGCAGAUGGCAAGAAGGAAGACGAUCUGAGAACCGAAGAGGCGGCGGUCGAUGGGACGAUUCCAACGCUGCUAACCAAGAUUGGACUAAACCACUUCCACCAGAUGAGCGUUUGGAGGAAGAAUUGUUUGGAAACAGUAGCACAGGCAUUAAUUUCAAUAAAUAUGAAGACAUUCCAGUUGAGGCAACUGGUGAGGACGUACCUCCUCAUAUUGAUACUUUUGACGACAUUAAGCUGACAGAUAUUAUUCGUAUGAACAUAUCUUUGACUCGUUAUGAUACGCCAACUCCAGUACAAAAGUACGCUAUACCAAUUAUUGUUGGACACCGUGAUGUUAUGGCAUGUGCCCAAACAGGAUCUGGCAAGACAGCUGCUUUCUUAGUCCCAAUACUUAAUCAGAUUUACGAAAAAGGACCAGCUGCCUACAAUGUUGGCCCUAAGCCACAAUCUAGAAGAAAAUAUCCUCUUGGUUUAAUUUUAGCUCCCACCCGAGAAUUAGCUACUCAAAUUUAUGACGAAGCAAAAAAAUUUGCUUAUCGAUCUAGAGUGCGCCCUUGUGUUGUAUAUGGAGGUUCUCAUGUAAUGGACCAAAUUCGUGAUCUAGAACAGGGAUGCCAUUUAUUAGUGGCAACGCCUGGUCGUUUAGUGGACAUGUUAGAAAGAGGAAAAAUUGGUCUAGAUUUUUGUCGUUACCUUGUUUUGGAUGAGGCCGAUCGGAUGUUGGAUAUGGGUUUUGAAACUCAAAUUCGACGUAUUGUCGAAAAGGAUUCAAUGCCUCCACCAGGCGACAGACAAACUCUCAUGUUCUCAGCAACGUUCCCCAAAGAAAUUCAAAUGUUGGCCAGAGACUUCCUUGACAACUAUAUUUUCUUAGCCAUCGGUAGAGUAGGUUCAACAUCUGAAAAUAUUACUCAAAAAAUUGUUUGGGUUGAAGACCGUAACAAGAGGUCGUACUUAUUAGAUUUACUAAAUGCUACUCCAAUUAGAUCAAAACCUGCAGAAUCCUUGAUAUUAGUGUUUGUGGAAACUAAGAAAGGUGCCGAUUCAUUGGAGGAAUUCCUUUAUUCCAAUGGUUACCCAGUGACUUCCAUUCACGGCGACCGAACGCAACGUGAACGUGAGGACGCUUUGAAAAGUUUCCGGUCUGGUAACACUCCUGUUUUAGUUGCCACGGCUGUCGCAGCCAGAGGAUUGGACAUACCACAUGUGACACACGUCAUAAAUUAUGAUUUACCAUCAGAUGUCGAAGAGUAUGUGCAUCGUAUUGGACGUACUGGGCGUAUGGGAAAUUUAGGUUUGGCGACAUCAUUCUUCAAUGAUAAAAACCGCAAUUUAACUAGAGACCUUAUGGAAUUGAUAACCGAAUCAAAACAAGAAUUGCCAGGUUGGUUAGAGAGUAUGGCAAGUGACUUUAGAAUGAGCAGUGGCAGAAGAAGUAAUGGAUCUAAAGGGGGUCGCUUUGGUGGCGCUGGAUUUGGCUCACGAGAUUACCGUACCACAAGUAGUAUGCCCCCUUCACGAGGCGGUUCAGGCCCUCCUCGUAGAGAUUACGGAGGAGGAGGAGGCAGUAGCAAUGGUAACUCGGGCAACCCAUAUUUUCCAGGAAGUGGAUUUUAUAGCGGCGGCAAUUAUGGAGGAUCAUACGGAGGAGGUGGUAACUCGUCAAACGGAAAUUCCAAAUCACCAGACUGGUGGUCACAGUCAUAAAUGUAUGGUAAAUAAUUAUAAGUUAUCAUUGAAUUUUGAUAAUAUACAUAUAUAUUUAAAGUUUAGAAGAAAAGUGAAUUACAUUUUUUUUAUAAAUUGAUAUGCCUUUUAAAUUUAGGUUAAAUUGAUAGUCUAAAUUCAUUAUGUGUAUAAAAUUAAUGAGUUAAAUUUAAACAAAGUAUG
Messenger RNA from Adelges cooleyi (spruce gall adelgid), 2431 nucleotides. It is a transcript of the gene bel, whose product is annotated as ATP-dependent RNA helicase DDX3X. Gene Ontology annotation, cellular component: nucleus; P granule. Gene Ontology annotation, molecular function: ATP binding; RNA binding; RNA helicase activity. The record is from RefSeq and is a predicted model, not a curated record. NCBI's taxonomy places the organism in Eukaryota, Metazoa, Arthropoda, Insecta, Hemiptera, Adelgidae. Gene Ontology annotation, biological process: gamete generation; cell differentiation. The transcript is spliced from 13 exons. Bases 116 to 2248 code for a protein of 710 amino acids.